Molecule: messenger RNA, 164 nt
Organism: Racocetra persica
Lineage: Eukaryota; Fungi; Glomeromycota; Glomeromycetes; Diversisporales; Gigasporaceae
Source: the annotation of a GenBank genome assembly
GUCUUGUCAGAACAACACCAGUACUUCAACGAACCGAAUUGGUAUUAGAUUUAGAAUCAGAACCCAACCCACCAGCAUAUCGAAGGGAAGAUAUGGAAUUGUUGGGCCGUUUCUCGUACAUACCUGAUGAAACCAACGAAACCACUGAGAAUAAUGAAAAAUAA